This is a messenger RNA of Camelina sativa (false flax), 1254 nucleotides long. Its product is annotated as putative F-box protein At5g40050. NCBI's taxonomy places the organism in Eukaryota, Viridiplantae, Streptophyta, Magnoliopsida, Brassicales, Brassicaceae. Gene Ontology annotation, molecular function: protein binding. The record is from RefSeq and is a predicted model, not a curated record.
AUGGAGACCAAAAGCAAAAAGGUAUCAUUGUUAUCUGACUCCGUAGAUUCAAUCAGCUCUCUUCCAGAUGAGAUACUUGCUCAUAUCUUGUCGUUUCUUCCUACUAAACGAGCUGCUUCUACCUCAAUUCUCUCCAAAAGAUGGAGGACUCUGUUCCAUAUCAUGAAUCUUCUCUGCUCAUCUCUCGAUCUAGACGACUCUGAUUUACUCUAUCCCGAGAGCGAGAGACACAGUGAAGACGUAUCUGAUAGCUUCAGAGAUUUCGUGGAUAAAACACUUUCAGUUUGCAACAACAAUUCCUUGAAGAAGUUCUCACUAAAAUUUCAAGAUGAUGAUGUUCACCACAUUGGUCUUACUACUACUAGAAGAUGGAUAUCAAAGGCAUUGGAGCAUGGCCUUUCGGAUCUUGACCUUCGCAUAAAAAUGCCUUUGAUGCACAAGCCACCACCUCUUCUUCCUAACACCCUAUACAUUAACAACACAUUGGUCAAGCUCACUUUAGGAACAGAACUUUGUCUUGGUAAGUCUCCUUGGAAGGAGCUCGAAGAAUUAUACAUACAUCACAUUUACAUUAGAGAUAGAGAUUGUGAAUUCGGCGAUCUUUCAGCACCUCACUUUAUAGACCACGACAACAUCAAGAAACUCACGGUUCACUACAAUAACGGUGUUAAGUCCCCUCGCGUUUUGUUUAUCUACACACCCAGUCUUGUCUACCUCGACUACUCUGAUUAUCUAACUUGUCUCUAUCAAUCGGAGGAUCGCUUCGAUGAUCUUUUAGAAGCCCGCCUGAAUCUUGUUUUCCCACGGAAUGGGAGAUGGGGUUAUGAACACGGCACCUGUUUAAAAAUCGUGAAUUCUAUCUCCAGUCUUCAAAUCCUUUACCUCUCUUCUUCUACUGUUGAGAACUUGGCCACUCUACAUUUUGAGGGUAAUAAGAAAGAAUAUUGGAAAUUGCUUUGCAAUAUGAUUGAAAAAGCUCCAAAGCUAGAAACUCUAGUCCUUAACGGUUUGUGCGGCAUAAGCGAUUGUGGGGUUAACAUUAAUGGUGGCAAUGUGGUGAAGGUGGUUGAGAUACAAGGGUAUAAAGGAAAUCUUGAGGAACUCAACCAAGUGAAGUGCUUCUUGAGAGAAAUGGAGAAUCUUGAAGAGAUGAAAGUGAAUAUUCGUGAUGAGACAGACAACAAGUUGAAACUCACAAAUGAUCUUCUUGCUCUUCCUAAACGAUCAUCCAAAUGCAACAUCCAUGUCUUGUGA